Alexandromys fortis (reed vole) is the source of this 867-nucleotide messenger RNA. It is a transcript of the gene Kcnk16, whose product is annotated as potassium two pore domain channel subfamily K member 16. Gene Ontology annotation, biological process: stabilization of membrane potential; potassium ion transmembrane transport. Gene Ontology annotation, molecular function: potassium ion leak channel activity; outward rectifier potassium channel activity. Gene Ontology annotation, cellular component: plasma membrane. The record is from RefSeq and is a predicted model, not a curated record. Lineage: Eukaryota; Metazoa; Chordata; Mammalia; Rodentia; Cricetidae.
AUGCCCUGGGCUGGUCUCUGAAGCUGUUGGGGAUGUUGGGCACCGCCCUUGUUUAUGGCCUAUACCUGCUCCCUGAUGCUUGGGGCCACCAUCUUCCAGCUGCUGGCUCAAUCAAGGGACCAGUUCCAACUGCAGAAGCUGCGCUUCCUAAAGAACUACACCUACCUGGCCCAGCAGGCCCAGAGCAGUUCCUCCCCUUCCUUUCUGACCAUGACACUCCAGCGGGUGAUCCUGGAAGCCUGGGUGACAGGCGUGAACCCCAAGGUACCCAGCAACUGGGACUUCAGAAGCAGUUUCUUCUUUGAAGGCACAGUGGUCACCGUCACAGGCUACGGAAACCUGGCACUCAGCACGGAGGAUGGGCAGGCCUUCUGUGUCUUUGCCCUGAUAAGCACCCUGCUCAAUGUGGUCUUCCUUGACCUGGGAACAGGGCUGCGUGCCCAUCUGACCACACUGGACAGGUGGGAGGACCAUCCCAGGUGUUCUCAGCUCCUGCAGGUCCUGCAAGUUGCUGUGCUCCUGGCCCUGGGGACCCUGGUCAUUCUCAUCUUCACACCAUGUUUCAAUGACAUGGAAGGCUGGAGCUUUGGCGGAGGGCUCUAUUUUGCCUUCAUCAUCACCCUCAGCACCAUUGACUUUAGGGACUAUGUUGUCUGCACAGACCCCAGCAAGCAUUAUGUCACCAUGAACCUGAGCCUGGCAGCUGUAUGGCUCUUCCUAGAGCAGGCGUGGCUGGCAGUGGUCCUCAGCCUGGGAUCCCUGUUUCUACACAGGUGCUCCUGUCUCUGACAGCUCAUCAGAGGCCUGGACCUCAAGAACGGAGGAGCCCCUCACCCCAGACCUCAGAAAAUCCCCAUCUCUGCAUGA